This is a messenger RNA of Ilex paraguariensis (yerba mate), 324 nucleotides long. The record is from the annotation of a GenBank genome assembly. Lineage: Eukaryota; Viridiplantae; Streptophyta; Magnoliopsida; Aquifoliales; Aquifoliaceae.
AUGGAAGCAGAGAUGCGUGCUUUACUGGAUGGCCUUUCCCUAAUCUAUGAUCAUGGCUUGGAGGUUUAUGACUGGGAAAUUAACACAGAUUAUCAGUCUAUGGACUGUCGAAUACAACAUGUGUAUAGGGAGGGGAAUUCGGUGGCAGAUGCUUUGGCUAACCAAGGGGUUAUGGAUCAGUCUACUCGUUUAUACUUGAAUCAGGGAACAUCUACAAAGUAUGCAGAAGGUGCAGAUCAGAGUUCAACUAAUUCCAUUACUCUCUUACCUUCUUCUUCCCAGCUCAGAGACUCCCUCAGCUCAAUGGUAGGCGCAGCCUCUUAG